AACCUACUUUUUUGUUGUACACAAAUUAAAGUGUGAACAACAUGGAGCCAUGACGUCACUGCCAGUCCACUCCGAAGACCUCCAGCUUCCCGCCAGCCUGACGCGGACCUACACGUCCAAGGUGCACGGCGGGGACAUCCUGCGGGGGCUGAACGCACUCCGCGCCGAGGACAGCCUGUGCGACGUCACGCUGACGGCGGAGAGGAGGAGUUUCCCCGUGCACCGGGUGGUGAUGGCGGCCCUGACGGACUACUUCCGGGCCAUGUUCACAGGACCGCUGAGGGAGAGCAGGGAAAACUGUAUAGAACUGCUGGGGGUGACAGCUGUAGGUCUGCACCAUGUGAUUGAGUAUGCGUACACUGCACAGGUGCGCAUCACACCUGACAACAUACUGGACGUGUUGGAAGCAGCCAACCAUCUACAGGUGAAGUCCCUUAUUGACGUGUGCUGUAACUACCUCCGUGAAGGAUUGGAGCUGAAGAACCAUCGAGCCGUCCUCGCCAUCGCAGACGCGUGCGGUCUCACUCACCUCAGGGUUUCCGUCGAGAGCCACAUCGUCAAAAACUUCCGACUGUUCACAGAAGAGCCGGAGUUCAUGGAGCUGGACUACAUGAAACUCUGCUCCUUCCUGGCCAGGGAUGAUCUGGAGGGCUGUUGGGAGCUGUCUCUGUUUGAUGUGGCGGCACAGUGGCUACUGAACAAGCCAGAACGUCUACAGUAUGCACGACAGGUGAUGGCAUGUAUCAGGUUUCCCCUGAUCAGAGAGGACCUACUGAAGGAGGUGGUGGAGUCUCAGUAUGACUUCAUGAAGAGAAACCCCACCUGUGAACCACUGCUGGAGGAGGCUAGACAGUACCACAGUAACGUCCUGAUGCAGCCAGCCUUGCAGACAGCGCGUACCCGGAUCAGGAACACGAAGGAACACAUGCUGGUGGUGGGCGGGGAGGGCGACUUGGGCGUGAUGGACAGCGUUUUCGAGGUAGUUAUGGAAGCCAGGGUUAAUCGUUGGGACCGUCCAACAUUACCCAAGGCUAUGGCAUACCACAGGGUUGCAUCACUAGACAACUUUGCUUACGUUGUGGGUGGACAAAAUGCGGUUAACCACCCGGUCGAUCUCGGACGUUCGGGAAUCAGCGAUGUUUUCCGGUUCGACCCCAGGAGAAACGAUUGGACGCAGGUGACGUCGUUGACAGAACUCCGUACAGAUUUUGCCCUUGUGGAAGCCCAAGGAUGUCUGUACGCAAUUGGAGGUCGAAAUCAGACCGAGAACUGCCUGUCAUCUGUUGAACGUUACGACCCCAAACAGAACCUAUGGUCGAGGGUCGCGGACUUACCCGAGGCACUCCACGGCCACGCAGGAUGUAAACUUGGGGGGAACAUCUACAUCUCAGGAGGGUUCUCUCUACAGCUUAUGAUGAGAAUAAGCACAGUCUAUAGGUAUGACAUUGACGGAAACUCUUGGCACGAGGAAUCCGGCAUGGUAACCAGGAGGGCGUGGCACAACAUGGCGGCAGUUGGGAACAAAAUGUUCGUCCUGGGUGGGAAUGAGAAGAACGCAAAUGGAGAAGAGAUAGACCUGAAGCUAGUGGAGUGUUACAACCCUUCCACACGACAGUGGACUGUGAUGGCCAACAUGCCUGUUCCGCAGAGUGAAAGUUCAUGUCUCGUGCUGGAUGAGAAAAUCUACGUGUUAGGCGGAUACCGGUGGGACACUCAGCAGUUCCUGUCAGUCAUCAGCCAGUUUGACCCUGCCAAGAACGAGUGGUGCAUCUGUAACCACGGCCUGCCCGAGCCGCUGUCAGGAGUCGGCUGCUGUACCAUGGUGUUCGAAAAACGCUGGUGGCAGGAGAACCAGGAGAACUCCGACUAAAUACAGCCACACAAGUUCUCUCCUAGUAUAAAGUUAAAACUUUUGAUCCAACACAACAACUCACCUAGAGCAAGGACGCUGUUGUAGAAUGUCCUAGCCUAGAUCUUUCGACCAGUCACUCUGGUCUUCCUCAGUAGACUGACCCAGUGAAGCUUAUCACGUGGCUUCUUUGAACUGUGACACUGGGUCAAAGGUAUCUGGUAGACGAUGUCGCCCCCAUCGCGGUUGAAUAAAGGGUCAUGGGACCUGAUGUUCUCUUGGUUGUUGGCCAUUUUAACCUCCUUCCUGCUGACUGUCCUAAUUGGCAACAGUCCAACUUGGUGAUCCUGUACAUACUUUUCCUGCCCUUGUUGGUAGGGAUAGCCAUUUGCAAUAAUAUUGGUAGGGUGGGUGUAUGAAUGCUAUAGCUACAACUAAUUUUGUAGUAGGCUAAAUGCUCUGUUUCAUACUGGUGCAGCAUUGCAUGGGGUGGAGGAGAGAUACGGAAAAAAGUUGGCACCUUGCUGAUGCAACAAUUAGAACUCAUGUACUGUAACUCCAAUGCAAUGUAACAUUAAACUGCAAUAAGCCGUAACAAGGCUAGAGAUGCUGCUAUGCUCUACAAGUGUAUAAAUAGUAUAUUUUCAACUCAAUAAAGGUGAAUCUAAGGUCACAAUAAUAAAAAAUAAAUCUUUCA
Branchiostoma belcheri (Belcher's lancelet) is the source of this 2546-nucleotide messenger RNA. Its product is annotated as kelch-like protein 13. The transcript is spliced from 7 exons. Gene Ontology annotation, molecular function: protein binding. The record is from RefSeq and is a predicted model, not a curated record. The coding region runs from base 50 to 1870 and encodes 606 amino acids. NCBI's taxonomy places the organism in Eukaryota, Metazoa, Chordata, Leptocardii, Amphioxiformes, Branchiostomatidae.